CGUUAACAUGAGCGUGCACGACCAGUGUAUGUUUAGAAGUCCCCACACAGCAGGUCAGCUCACAUCUUGCCAAACGUGAAUUCCUCAAGAGAAAUCCAUGGUUUAGAGAACGAUGAAUUAGCAGGAAGGAAUACCGUCGCUGCUUUAUUCAAGAGAGAGCUUUCAGAAGCUAUGGAUAGGAACGGUUUCCUUAGCAAGUUGCGAGGGAAAGAUAUUCAACCGGUCUGUUUACGUACGAGAAUGCAUCACCAAGCCUAUAAAGCGUGUUACUUCAGUCCUGCUUCUAGCGACAUCCCCGGACUCACGCUCAACUCCUUCCUGGUGGAACCCAAAGGCGAGUUCUCGUAUGUCGAUGAUACAGGAACAGGAGAGAACAGAGCGAUAUAUCUUCACGCUAGCCUCAUCUCCGCAGAUAUCGCUGAAACCACCAUGAUCAUGCUCUGGAGCGUCGUUAGAGAUACUUGUCAUUCGAAUUGCACGGAUGUCAACAUCUUCUUUGAUACGAAUUUACUUCAGUCAGACAACGAGGGCGGUAGCCCCGCCUCUAACAACCGACCCUCGAGUCCGACGUUCAUCUGGAACGCGACUGCGGACGCCCACGACCUCACCUAUGCCAAAGUGGCCAACUUUCGGACCGAUGUCAAUAUCUACCCCCCGUGGGAGUAUAUUUAUACUACUGUCACAGUGGAAGACGCCCAUGCAAGUCUUGUUUUCUAUCCUUUUGAUUCUUAUCUUGCCGAUAUAUUCGCCUUUGCCGAAGACGCAUCCAACAAUGACACUGUCUCCCUUAUCAUUGAUUCCACUUCCGGAUUAGCUGCAGACCUGGAAAUCACAGCUGAAUUCAAAAACAAAGAACCGUCUUUCCAAGAGAACAUUGAUGACCCACUGAUCUUUCUGCGAGUAACUCUGCAACGUAGCGAUGCCCUGAAAGCGUACUGCAUCAUCAUUACGAUCACAUUUUGGUUGAUCACUCUCAUGAUCUUUCUCAUUGUCAUUACGGCUAUUUGUGGAUUCCGACAACGACAUGAAAUCUUCGUAGUGCCCAUAGGGACUGUGUUUGCUUUCACUCAACUGCGACCUUCGAUGCCUGGUGCUCCCGAUGGUUUUGGUAUCAUCCUAGAUUUUUUCGGAAUAUUGCCUUGCCUUGUCUUGUUAUGCAUCGCUUCUACAAUGAUGGUCGGGUUGUACUUAUUCGCUGACCCCGACGACGCUUCUCGUGGAAAGCUCACCUGGGGCGACUUUAUGGAUGCACUGAAAGUCAAGCAUCGCGCACGGAAGUAUUGGGCAUUUGCCAAAAGUUUGGUUGGAUUGGCGCACACCCUGAAGACGUCAGACGACCGACCUAGACUGUCAAUACGCCGGGAUUUCAGAGGGAAGUGCGAGGUCGUCCGCACGGAUUACAGCAUGAUGUAA
Molecule: messenger RNA, 1413 nt
Organism: Desarmillaria tabescens
Lineage: Eukaryota; Fungi; Basidiomycota; Agaricomycetes; Agaricales; Physalacriaceae
Exons: 13
Coding region: 172-1413 (413 amino acids)
Source: RefSeq, a predicted model, not a curated record